Messenger RNA from Tachysurus vachellii, 1014 nucleotides. RefSeq names its product forkhead box protein M1-like. The record is from RefSeq and is a predicted model, not a curated record. NCBI's taxonomy places the organism in Eukaryota, Metazoa, Chordata, Actinopteri, Siluriformes, Bagridae. The transcript is spliced from 5 exons. Bases 1 to 1014 code for a protein of 337 amino acids. Gene Ontology annotation, biological process: regulation of DNA-templated transcription; G2/M transition of mitotic cell cycle. Gene Ontology annotation, molecular function: DNA-binding transcription factor activity; sequence-specific DNA binding.
AUGUCGAGUCCCAGGAGGCCGAUAAUCCUCACGAGGAGGAAACGGCCGUUUCAAAGAAACGAAGCCGACGAGACGCAGAACAAAUCUUCUACGGCGUCCGGAGCACGAUCCGUCUCUGCAUCUGCACAAGACGGCAUCCACGUUGUGGACCAUCCCACUAGGCCGGAGGCACUAGUGGUCGUCGUACCAGAACCCGCCGGUCUUCAGAGCGUCCUCGAUGCACUGACUGUCAAGAGGGAGGAACGUGGUACUCAGGGGCCAAACAAGUUCAUUUUUCUGAGUGGAAGAUGUGGAUCUGAGGAUGAAGUUAAAGCUCUGUUCCAGGCCACAUCAGAGAAUAAAAACCGACCUGAAGCAGGUGUAGCUGGAAAUGACCAAACUCUACCAAACAGUGGAUUGCCAGUGAAAAAUGAGCCAAACUGCAGCGUGUUAGAUGACAGCCUGACAAACAUCCAGUGGUUGGGGAAAAUGAGCACGCAAGUCUCGGGUCCCGAAGCAGGAAAGAAAGACUCUGACAAAGAGAAUUUCGAUGGCUGUGUACAGCUCCAGGAGCCACAACACACAGAGGAAGACCCGAGUGCCGUUAAGGGCCCUCUGUCAGAAAGACCACCGUACUCCUACAUGGCUAUGAUCCAGUUUGCUAUCAAUAGCAAGAAAAAUAAGAUGAUGACACUGAAGGAAAUCUAUAACUGGAUAGAAGACCAUUUCCCGUACUUCAGGAAUCUAGUUAAACCUGGCUGGAAGAACUCCAUUCGCCAUAACCUUUCCUUGCACGACAUGUUCAUCAGAGAGAGCACACCAGACGGCAAGAUCUCCUACUGGACCAUUAAACAUGAAGCAAACCGCGGUCUGACAUUAGACCAGAUGUACAAGGUCCCCAAGGGUGAACUCCUCCCGGUUGCUGAAGUAAAGGAAGAACGUGUGUGUGUACCACAGAGAACACCACACUGUGUGUACGUCAGUGAACCCUGCAGCAGCAAACAGAAAGAGAUGAGCAGCUCGCGUCAGAAGUAG